This is a messenger RNA of Hylaeus volcanicus, 4239 nucleotides long. RefSeq names its product protein MTSS 2-like. The record is from RefSeq and is a predicted model, not a curated record. Gene Ontology annotation, molecular function: actin binding; phospholipid binding. Bases 491 to 3106 code for a protein of 871 amino acids. Lineage: Eukaryota; Metazoa; Arthropoda; Insecta; Hymenoptera; Colletidae. The transcript is spliced from 13 exons. Gene Ontology annotation, biological process: cell projection assembly; plasma membrane organization. Gene Ontology annotation, cellular component: actin cytoskeleton; cytoplasmic side of plasma membrane.
CUAGAACGGGGUCGCCGUAGGGGGGCACCCAUGGAUAUUUAGAUAUUGCAACGAAAACAGAAUCGACGCAGACGCGAACCAACGCGAACCAUACUUGAUCGUCGCGAUGAGUGCGUUGUUUCGAAGAACCCGUCCCUAGUGUUUACAUUUUUCUUCACGAAGCUAAUCAGUGUUAUGAUUUCAUCUCGUUGCAAGUAUCUGUGAAAUCACCGAUAACAGUCAUCCGAUUUUUGAAUUAAUCCGCGUAGGAACGAAUCGUGACAUAUACGACGGUCGAGUUCAUGUAAAUAUACUUUUUAUCGGUGUCUUUCUUGUGUUACUCCAAAUUGUUCUCUCUUUUUACGAAAAUGGCGAAUUAUAUGGAUCGCCAGUAUUCGUACGGGAAUUCAGUACAUCUUCGUACAGAUGACAAGAAGUGAACUCUUCGACAAUUCUGAUGCGGACGAACUUUAUUGGGGCCAAGUAACAAAACAAUUUGGGAUCUUCAAAGAUGGAUGCAACAAUUGAGAGAGAGUGCAGUGCUUUGGGUGGUCUCUUUCAACAGAUUAUAACUGAUAUGAAGAAUGGAGCACCAUUGUGGGAAGAUUUAAUCUCUAAGGCAACAAAAUUACAUUCAUGCUUAAGAGCUGCUAUUUUAGCUAUUUCUGCUUAUCUUGAAACAUUUCAAAAAAUUGCUGAUGCUGCAACUAGUGCAAGAGGUGCAACAAAAGAAAUUGGGACUGCUUUAACUCGGAUAUGUCUUAGACAUAAAGCAGUAGAAACACGUAUGAAAUCUUUUACCAGUGCUAUUAUGGAUUGCUUGGUGUUACCACUUCAAGAAAAAUUAGAAGAUUGGAAAAAAUCAUUAAUAAAUUUAGAUAAGGAACAUGCCAAAGAAUAUAAGAAAGUAAGAGCAGAAUUGAAAAAGCGAUCUACAGAUACUUUACGAUUGCAAAAGAAAAAAGCACGUAAAGGUCAACACUUACAUGGACAAGGACAAUUGCAAAGUCAUGGACCUACAUCGGGGGACAUUGAAUUAAAUAGAAUGUUAGAAUCUUCUGCUGCUGUUAUCCAAGAAAAACGUCUAAGUUUAGAAGAAACAGAGAGAAGAGCUGUUCGUGCAGCCUUGCUCGAAGAAAGGGGCAGAUUCUGUCUUCUUGCCAGAUUUUUAAAACCAGUACUUGAUGAAGAAAUUGCAAUGCUAAUGGAGUUGACACAUCUCCAAGAAGUUUCUGAUCAGUUACAACGACACGCAGCCUCUCCGCAUCAUUUACCACCCGCAUCGGAACAAGUCAUAACAGAUAUAAAAGGCUGUGAUGUUACUCAAUGGUCACUCGCUACACCUCCUUCCAGUCCUUCUUUAUCUCUCGGAUCGAGGAAAAGUUCAAUGUGUUCAAUCAGUUCUUUAACUAGUAGCAGCAGCGGUUCUUGCAAAAGUCAUCCGAGCCCGUCUGGACAUCCGUGGCAUAGAUCGCUUUCUCAGUCUGUCGGUGUCAGGCCCUCCAGCAUCAGCGGUUUGAUGACGCUGCGCCACUUGGCAAACGGUAGUUCCCGUGACUCUGGCUUCACUUCUCAGGAUACAUUGUAUACGCAACCCAUUUCCGAACAUCAGGAAACAUCAGUUCAAUUCGACAGGCAAAAUCAGAACACAAUCAAUGAACGGCCGCAUACGAUAUCUUCUGCUUACGAAAAAGGCCAUCAGAGACCAGCUCUCAGCGUUUACACAUUCCAAGCUCCAGACAAUAGUGGCUGUUGCCACAGUCAACCUGCUUCUCCAGUUUCUUCUUCCUCAAAUCAAGCAUCCAGAGUACAAUUGCGUAGAAAUAAUGGUAGUAAUCGUCCUCCAAUACCGAACAGAUGUUCCAGUUUAGAACGACCAUCAGUCCCGGUGAAGAAUGAACCUCCUGGAAGUCCUCGAGGCAAACCGAAGUUACCGCUUCCAGCACACUUAGCGAAAGAAUUAGCAACUCAUCAACUUCAGCAACCAAUGUAUGUAAACAUGCACGAAUUAGCAAAUUUAGCUGCAACCCGUGCUCAGGAGAUGCAGUUACCGCUACCUCCACCGCCCGCAUCACUAGCAGCGCCAGGGACUGAGAAGACUGAAGUUACGGAAAAGGACGGUGGAAGUCAAACAUCAGAGUCUAGCGUGGAAUCCAGCAGUGGAUAUGGAAGUCAGACUACUAUACCGCAUUCUCAUUCGCUUCAUAAUCAAAAUGAGAAUGCCUGGAACGUACCUGGUGCUGCGUCUACUCUAAUGGUUCGCAGAGGAUCGGUACAGCAAGCUAGCAAACCUCCUCCGCCAACAAGACGCACGUCCACUGUUAUAACUGCCACAUUCAAUAAUCCGUCAUCAGGUUCUAACGAUGAACGUACCGAUAAUACUUGCGACGAGGCUGAGAAUCUUCCUCCGCCGCCAGCAUUUUUAUUAGAAGGUUCUUCGCCUACAGCUAGCCCUACUCCUCAGCGAUCUGUCUCGGUGUCAGAAACUGUAAGGACCCUUACGGAAUUACGUCACACCCCCGCGAGUCCUUCUCUUUUACGAAAGGCUACUACAGGUCAGACGCAAUCGCAUAACAAUGCGUCUGGCACAUUACAGCAUAAUACCAUGUUACAAGUUACUCGAACUUCCGUCGAACGUUCAUGCGCAGUAAUUCGCUCAACUUCCCAAGAACGUGGGUCGACUACUAUGCAAAUGACAACGAUCAACUCAGGUGUAAAUAUUCAAGGGCAAGGUCCUGGAGGAGUAGGUCAGAGCUUUAUGGCGGUUCUCAGUGCUAAGCUUAUUAACAGUACAACAGGUAGCAAUGCCAAUAGUGGUAAUAAUACAAGCAGUAGUCCGAAAUCCUCGAGGAAGCACUCCAUCGAACAGCAGAUAAAUAAAAAUUCCAAAACACCGUCUGGUUUUCUUGAAACUUUAAAUGCUAAACUAGCCCAACAGCAACAGAAUAUGCAAGGGAAUAAUAUGACGAGUAAAUCGGCAAGCGUGAGACGUAUUAUGGGCAAUCGCGUGCCCAUUAUCGAUCCUUUGCAGGUUAGGGACUCUUUGAUGGAUCAAAUACGAAGAGGAACAUCCCUUAGAAAAACCAGCGGUCCCAUUAACGAUCGUUCGGCACCUAAAAUCUAUUGACUAUCGUAAUACUGAUGUUCGCGUAAGUUCCUUUAUUAUCUCUGAUGCAUCUAUGUUGCAUUUACGAUUGUUAACAACAAUCGCAACGCUCGUCAUCGAAUCCGAUGAACGUGCUUACAUCGCCAAAGAAAAUGGCACUUGUUACGCGGUGAUCGUAUAUGUACCUUUAUGAACGUACAUUCGAUAAUUGAAAUUAGCAUACGUUGACUUUUUUGCACUUCGGUGCGCUAGCGUCAAAGUAAAAUGGCAAAGUGAAUUGUUUUCACAAAUUCGUUGUUUACGUCAUUGGUUUCAUUAUAAAAAUUGUUUUGAAGAAGGCAGGCUCUAUAUUAAAUCCACUUUUGAUACGCGAUACUUUAGUGCUUAUUACGGUAUACAAAUUAAAUCAAAGCGAGAGUAAAAUGACUUACCUUAAUUGUUCAAUUAGAGUCUGAUCUUAUUACAUUGUAAUAUCUGAUAAUUAAUAAGAUUCAAGUAAUAUAUAUAUUUAUAAAGUGUAAUACAGUAGCAUAUUAAUAUAUAUAUUAUUUCAACUCUGCUUGGUUUGGGUUGACGUUUAAUUAUACUAAUGCCCAAUGCUUGCCAGUAUUGCGGGAAACCUGACUGAUUUAAUAAUACCAUAGUAACAAUUUAAUACUCUAUAUUUUAAAUAAAAAAAAAAAAGGAAAAAAGAUGGAGGGAAUAUAAAAUCCAUGUACAAUUUAAUAUAGAGCUCGUGUCUUAGCGUAUCGUUAUGUUAUUUGUAGUUAUUAAUUUUUUCCUCUAUUAUUUGUCUUUCAUUUUUCGUAUGAAACGCACAAGUAUAAUUGUUUUUGUUUCAUAUUAACUUCUCACUUGGUAUUUCGUGUGUUUCUUACGGACACCUCCUGUAGUGUGACAUCUGUCAAUGAUAAUAUCAUACUUGGUAUGACAAAAUUGAUAAUAAAUAAUGAGUAUUACUGCCCAGGUGGAACCUAAUGUUAGAGUUAGUUUUUAUAUUGGUCCGACUAUUCCAUCGAUACGUGUAUCUCUACCAUUCAUUCAAUAUCGAUGUAAUAUUGUAUUGCACUACGGUAUUACUAUUUCAUUAUUAUUACUUUUUUCGAUAACGACGCUUAAAUCGAUUUUAUCAUAUCAAAGAUUUUGUAUUGGAC